AUGGUGAACUGGCAACAACUAUGCCUCCCACAUCAUUGGCAUUUUCGAGGAGGAUUUCUCCCCAGUACAAAUGAACAAAAGGCCGGUGUCUUGGAUUUAGAACAAACUUACAAGCAAAACUGUCAGACGUUAUUGAUGGUCGCGACACACAUCACAGCCGUGACGUUUGCAGCAGCUUUCACAAUGCCCGGCCGUUAUAACAAUAACGCUGGCCUAGACCAAGAAGUGGCCCUUCUCCGGUCAAGCAGUUAUCUCAAGUGGUUCAUUAUCUCCGACACUAUCGCGAUGACCUGCUCGAUAAUGGCCGCUUCCCUCAUACUCUGGGGUGCUGCUUUUGGGAAGAGACCUUACGUGCAUUGCUACGUGAUUGCGGCUAUACUGACAUGCAUUGCGCUGCAGUCGACUGCAAUAUUGUUCUUGUCGGGUCUCGUGGCUGUUCUACCUGACCAAGCGUAUGUCCACACCAUGAAUAACAUAGUCGGCAGUGUCUUCCAUGUUCACACCUGCUGGCUUCUUUUCAGACUGGCACAGAUUUUUCCUUCUCUGAGAUCUGCCUCUCCUUGA
Molecule: messenger RNA, 564 nt
Organism: Syzygium oleosum
Lineage: Eukaryota; Viridiplantae; Streptophyta; Magnoliopsida; Myrtales; Myrtaceae
Product: protein ACCELERATED CELL DEATH 6-like
Exons: 1
Coding region: 1-564 (187 amino acids)
Source: RefSeq, a predicted model, not a curated record